Molecule: messenger RNA, 459 nt
Organism: Eurytemora carolleeae
Lineage: Eukaryota; Metazoa; Arthropoda; Copepoda; Calanoida; Temoridae
Product: calpain-1 catalytic subunit
Exons: 4
Coding region: 46-459 (137 amino acids)
Biological process (GO): proteolysis
Cellular component (GO): cytoplasm
Molecular function (GO): calcium-dependent cysteine-type endopeptidase activity
Source: RefSeq, a predicted model, not a curated record
UAUUAUUAUUCAUAUUAAAUAUUAUUCUAGGAGUGCCCUGUAGUCAUGUCUCUUGCCCAGAAAGUAGAGAAGAGAAAAAGUGAACACGCGAUAGGAUUCAGGAUAUACAAGCUGAGUCCUGGAAUGGAGAAGGCAGAUGCACGUUUCCUAACCUAUAACAGACAUAUUGCCAAGUCUGAGCAGUUUAUAAACCUGCGUGAGAUCAGCCUCAGGGUGAACCUGCCCGAGGGGGAGUACGUGGUCAUCCCCAGCACCUUCAACAGGGGGGAGGAGGGGGAGUUCCUCCUCAGAUUGUACUUUGACAAGAAAUGGGGUGCAAAGAGUACAUCUGGUGUGCAGAGUUCUGUACCAGACCGGCCAGCACCUCGUGUACCUGGUGUACCAGCAGGUACGCCGCGCAGGGAAGAAGGAGGGUAUGGAGGAGGGGGAGGAGGAGCUGGAUAUUCUCCGUUUGUGUAA